Messenger RNA from Coccomyxa subellipsoidea C-169, 3231 nucleotides. RefSeq lists its product as hypothetical. The record is from RefSeq and is a predicted model, not a curated record. Bases 1 to 3231 code for a protein of 1076 amino acids. Gene Ontology annotation, molecular function: ATP binding; protein binding; protein kinase activity. Gene Ontology annotation, biological process: hormone-mediated signaling pathway; protein phosphorylation. NCBI's taxonomy places the organism in Eukaryota, Viridiplantae, Chlorophyta, Trebouxiophyceae, Coccomyxaceae. Gene Ontology annotation, cellular component: plasma membrane. The transcript is spliced from 21 exons.
AUGAUUGAGCAGCUAGCCAGGUACCCUGAAACCAACCACUUCGUCGCCUCCAAGAGUGUGGUUGGCCCUUGGAUAGCAACUGGCGUCACCGGGUACAGCGCGGAUCAGAAUGGGCUGCUCUUUAUCAAGAGGGCGGUGCCCAAUUUUGGGCAGUUUCAGCUGCGCGUGCCCUGCUUUGGCUGGAGCACAGAUCCUGAGGAGCCGGCAGCCAUCUGCCAGUGGAAUGGCGUGGGCUGCAAUGCAGCCCUGCAAGUCACCAGCAUCGUUUUUCCCAGCAACGCCUCUCUGCUGACAGGGAAUCUGCCGCCUGAGUGGAGCAGCCUGAACAUGACUGUCAUCAACCUUGAUCAAAAUCAGCUGGGGGGCACCAUUCCUGCGGCGUGGGGCUCGAGUUCCUCGUUCAACUUCUUGAGAGGUCUGCACCUGUACAGCAACUCCCUCUCUGGCAACCUGCCAGCCGCAUGGAAUACACCGUACACGAUGCCCUCUCUGGAGGUCAUGGACGUUGCAAAUAAUAAUCUAAGCGGCACCCUGCCCACUGGCUGGGGCGGGCCCCAAUCCGUGCUCAUCACACAAGGCAACCGCUUCUGCGGCCCGAUGCCCCCCUACGAGGUGCUCAGCUGCGGGCUGCUGCAGGACAGCUGCAUCCGAGGCCAGGGUGUAUCUCCAACCUGCCCUGCGCCGGCACCGGUGAUCCAACAUGCAGCAAACACUUCUGCGCCCAGCGCCAGUGACAUGGCGCUGAUGCUGAAGCUCAAGGCGGCCUUCUCAAACUUCGACGAGGCGGUGAGGUCAGGAGAUGGGAUGUGGGAUCCUGGCCUGCCCAUGUGCGCCAGCUGGCGGGGGGUGACAUGCUGGCCAGACGUCUACGUUCGCAGUAUCACCCUCAGUAUUCCUGCGCUCACCCCGCCCCUGCCAGUUCCGGCUGCUGACAAUACCUCGAGCGCGCAUGGCUCUGUGAACCACCAGCUAGCCGGAAACAUUGGAGUUGUGCUGUUGGCUGCCUCAGACCUCCCGAGACUGACAAAGCUGGACUUUACAAACCAGUUCCUGACAGGGUAUCUCCCCGCCAACAUGAGCUUCCCCUGGCUGGAGGAACUCACCCUGAUCAACAAUGACAUCCAUGGGUCUCUACCGGAAUCGUGGGGGAAUGAGGGGGCGUUCCCUGCGCUGCGGCUGCUGGCGCUGGACCUGAAUUGGCGCCUGGGGGGACCCCUGCCUGAAAACUGGGGGAACUCCAGCGGCAGCAUGCGCAAGCUGGAGGUGCUGACUCUGGGAAAGUGCAACUUCACAGGAAUGUUGCCGGUGACCUGGAAGGACAAUCUGCCCAUCCUGAGCAUUGUGGACCUGAGUUACAGCCAACUCGCAGGCGGGCUGCCGGGGGAGUGGCUGUGGAUGGAAGCGCUGGGCUCACUCAUCCUUGUGGGCAACAACCUGAAUGGCACGCUGCCAGAACAGCAGCCGCCACAGGGCGGGGAGAGGGCGUGGCCCUUCCUGCAGGAGCUGCACGCCGACCACAACUUCCUGCAGGGCUCGCUGCCUGCCUCCUGGGGCGCCAACAGCUCCAUGCAGGGGCUGCGCAACAUGUCGCUGACAUACAACAACCUCUCUGGCAGCAUCCCCGCCGCAUGGGCCGCUGACGCAAAUGGAAAACCUCAUUUUGCCAACCUCCAAGCGCUCGUGCUGCAACCUGGCAACCCUGGGCUGUGCGGACCCAUACCGUCUGGUGUCCCUGUACAAAUGGGCCAUGAUGGCGGCUAUGACAUCACCCAGGUGGACAAUUACGGGCCAGCCUCUUGCCCGGGAGACAACGCCACAUCCGCCCAUGCGCCCGCGCCAGCUGUCGCCACCUCAGCAGCUUCCGGUGGCUCCUCCAUUGGCACCGGAGUCAUCGUGGGAAUCGUGGUUGGCGUCUGCGCUGGAAUUGCAGUGACCGCUGCGGCCCUGGCGUGGUUUCUCAUUGACCGGCGCCGGCGGCUGCGCAAGACCUCCAGCACACCGCUCGUAAGCUCGCACAAGGACUAUUCCCUGGGUGCCAAGGCAGCUGCGAUGAUGGCUGUGCAUGAGCCAGCGCUGCACGACUCAGACUCCAUGUUACCUCCUCCGGACGACCCACGGCACAGCUACGUCCCUUUCAUGAAAGCCCCUUCCAGCAUAGCCUCAGUCCCCCUGACCGGCUCAGGGGGAAGUGAAUCGAGCGGGCGACUCAGCAGCGCCCAGGGCGUGUCAACACCUGGCACGAGGUCGUCUGGUGGCAAUCUGGCCAUGCAGUCCCUGGUCGGGCUGAAGGACUGGGAGCUCGAUCUGGACGCGCUCAAGGUGGAGCUAGACGAGGAGGGCAGGGAGGUGGAGCUUGGGAGGGGGGCCUUUGGGGUGGUGGUGAAGGGGACGUACAGAAUGGCGCCGGUGGCAAUCAAGAGACUCAAGGACCAGUCGUUGGGGCAGCAACAAGCCUUCCUCAACGAGAUGAGCAUCCUGCGCGCAUGCCGGGGCAGCCGCUACAUCAUUCCUCUUGUGGGCGCCAGCCUGCUGCCGGGCAACACGAUCCUGGCGAUGGACUUCAUGGAGAAUGGGAAUCUGUGGGAGGCGCUGCCCAGAAUUGGGCGCAGCGGGCAGCCCAUUUUCCAGUGGUACAACCGCGGCAAACGGGUUGCACAUGAGAUCGCCCUUGGACUGCAUUUCCUGCACGAGCUCAAGGUGGUUCACCUGGAUUUGAAGAGCAGCAACGUGCUGCUGGCGGCUGACGGCACGGCCAAGAUCAGCGAUGUAGGUCUGUCAGCGCAGAUGGACCAUUCCCACAUUUCAUCCAUGCCAGUGGCGGGCACAUGGGCGUGGCUCGCGCCUGAGGUCAUCCUUGGAGGCAAGGUGACAAACAAGGCGGACAUGUUCAGCUUUGGAGUUGUGCUGUGGGAGAUCAUCACUCUGGAGCGGCCCGUGUGGCAGGGCAACCUCAGAGAAAUCAGGGUGCCAGAAGAGGCGCCGCAGGAGAUAGCGCACCUUGUGUUCCGGUGCACGGGGCAGCCGGAGGAGCGGCCGAGCGCGGCCAACUGCGCUGAUGUCAUCAAGGGGCACUUACUAGUGGACGCCAGGUCAUCGGGUGACAGCUCCCAGCCGAGGCGGACAGGCAGCAGUGCCAGCCACCCUGCCAGUGGCAGCAGUGCUCCUGGUCCCCCCAGUGGGAGCAGUGCUCAGGGACCCCCCAAUGGGAGCACCGCUCCUGGCUCGCCCUGA